Messenger RNA from Morone saxatilis (striped sea-bass), 2381 nucleotides. RefSeq names its product collagen alpha-1(XI) chain. The record is from RefSeq and is a predicted model, not a curated record. Bases 1 to 2199 code for a protein of 732 amino acids. The transcript has 27 exons. Lineage: Eukaryota; Metazoa; Chordata; Actinopteri; Moronidae.
AUGGCGGCCACCAAUGUGUCCCUAUCAGUGGACAGUCUGAGGUGUCCAACUCUCCAAAUCGGCCUUUAUGACAAUCUUAUGAUGGCUACACAGCAGGCUUUUGGAUCAAGGUUUUCUGAUGAGUUCAGUAUGCUGAUGAGGCUGCGCAGCUCUCAGAAGGAGGAGAGCAGUGUGUUGACUCUAUUAAACGCCCAGCAUCACAUCCACCUGCAGCUCCGUCUUAGCCCACAUUCACUAACCUUUAUUUCCACCCAACACAGAGAAUACGAGUUCCCAGUGGGGUCUCUGUGUGAUGGCCAGUGGCACCAGGUAUCACUGGGCGUCUCCCCGCUCUGGCUGGAGGUUUAUGUGGACUGUUCUUUGGUGGAGAGGGUGAACUGGGCCUAUCCUUGGCAGGGCAUCUCCACUGAUGGUCUGCUGAUAAUCGGAGGCAGCCUGGAGGGCUUUGAGACCCCCUUUGAAGGUGCUGUGAGGCAAAUGACCUUUGUGAUGGGGGAUCCAGAUGCUGCCAGAGACCACUGUACUCUCCAUCAGCCUGCCUGCAACCUAACAACCUCCAAUGCACUCUGGAACAAUUUUGGCACCAGGCCCCAUGAGUCGUCUAACAGAGCAGAAGGACCUUCGCAUGAGGAGACCAUACAUCUGGAUCACCUGUUGGAGAGAAACCCUCUAGAAUACACCCAUGAAGAUGCUGCUGGCCAAAGUCAUGGCUUUAUACUUGUUGAUGAACCUCACAUCACAUUAGCCAAUAACAAUGAAGACAGAAGAGUUCAGGAGACAGAAUCCUAUCCAAACAUCCAAAUGUUACAUGAAAAUGCAGCAGACACAGGCUUAUCUAUUGUAGUCAACUUAGCCUCGUCUCAUUCACUGACACAAAUGUCUGAGGUAAAAGCUCCUAAUGAUACAUUACUGAUGGAUGAGAACAUGAUACAUUUGACAACAUCUAAGAGAGAAACUAAGAGUCUUUUAAGAAACAACGAGGAAGGGUGGCAUUCCAGUCUGCAGCAUGGGGAGUCAUUACCAUCUGUACCUGCUAUUGGAACAGGGAACAUUAUCUAUGGAUCUGACCAGAGGAUCUACCGAAUCCACAAAGGCCCCCCUGGUCCAAGGGGACCACAGGGAAGAAGAGGCUCGCAAGGCAAUCGAGGCCUGAAUGGGAGGAGAGGGAAUCCAGGACCUCCGGGACCUCCAGGACUUCCUACUCUCUACCUAUGGAGGAACUCUGAGGAGGACUGGACUGCUUUUAGGAGAUCAGCUAUCCAUCAAAUGCUCCGAGCUGGCUGGCCGGUGACGCCUGGCCCACCUGGAACCAUGGGUGAAAUGGGCAAACCUGGUCCUCCAGGUAUUCCUGGAGAUCCAGGAGACAGAGGGAUACCAGGACAGACAGGAGACAUGGGUAACUCUGGGCCAAAGGGCGUCUCUGGUAAUCCAGGGAGGUGGGGCAGGAAUGGCAGUCAAGGAGUAAAUGGGCAUCGUGGGCCACCAGGACUACGUGGGCUGCAGGGUCCCAGAGGUUUUAAAGGAGAAGGGGCUUCACCAGGGGAGAAAGGUGAUGAGGGUUUCCCUGGUGGAGGCCCUGGACCAGAGUGGGACAGAGGGGGAGCUGGUCGGGAAAAGGGAUCUAAAGGGAACAGGAGCAAGACGGAUUGUGGCCCUCCUGGUCAACCAGGCAGUAAUGGCCCUGCUGGUCCAAAAGGAGAUGUGGGUGAAAUAGGGCCUAUGGGAACAAAAGGAUUUCCUGGCAGUGAAGGACCCAUGGGGAUGUCUGGAAGUCCUGGUCCAAAAGGAUUCGCCGGUGGCACAGGCUCUAGAGGACUGGAUGGUGACAAAGGAGAGGCUGGACCCAAAGGAGACAGGGGCCCACCAGGUGCUGCAGGGAUCCUAGGCCGUCAGGGAGAGAGAGGUGAACGUGGAAACACAGGUCUUCAGGGGACGAGAGGUCAACCUGGGCACCAAGGAAAAGAGGGUGAAGAUGGGGAGGCUGGUCUCCAGGGAGUGGCUGGUAAACAGGGGCCAAAGGGCAUCAGAGGUACCCCAGGCCAAAAUGGAAAUUUAGGGCUCAAAGGACCAAGGGGUCGCACAGGACUCCCUGGCCUGUUUGGUCUACCUGGCAUGCCGGGUUUUAGAGGCAGAGUUGGGAUUGAGGGACCAGAAGGAAAGCCUGGGUGUUCCUGGUUCUGCUGGCUCUCCUGGCCCUGAAGGAGACAGAGGGUUUCCCGGUGUGGCUGGUGAUCCAGGGCAGGCAGGUUCUCUAGGAGCUCUGGGUCCUCCAGGAAAGCCAGGUCAGGACGGGAUCCCUGGACCAGCUGGAGAGAGGGGCUUCACAGGGAAACCAGGGUUGAUGGGCCCUCAGGGACCUGUGGGCAUGUAUGUAAGUGACC